This is a messenger RNA of Trichoderma virens Gv29-8, 1266 nucleotides long. RefSeq lists its product as uncharacterized. Gene Ontology annotation, molecular function: acetylesterase activity; monoacylglycerol lipase activity. Gene Ontology annotation, biological process: medium-chain fatty acid catabolic process; medium-chain fatty acid biosynthetic process. The coding region runs from base 1 to 1266 and encodes 421 amino acids. NCBI's taxonomy places the organism in Eukaryota, Fungi, Ascomycota, Sordariomycetes, Hypocreales, Hypocreaceae. The transcript is spliced from 7 exons. The record is from RefSeq and is a predicted model, not a curated record.
AUGGAGUGGCUUGGGAGGGCCAAGAUUGAGUUCACUCAUUCGCCAACUCCAAGGACGAUCAAGGAAAAGGAUGGCAAUGAGACGGAUCUCCUCAAGAUCUGCGAGUCAAAUACGCCACCAUGCCAACUAAACCCACUGUUAUUCAACGGCCACCUCCAGACAAUCUGGACAGCAACGAAGCCGCAUGGACCCCUGGUUUAUUACAAGCGCAAGAUCUUCGAGGCUGAACACGAAGCCUACGCAGGGUCCUUUGCUGUCGAUUUUGUCGUAGAGCCUCACGAUGGUCGAGACGAGGGCCUACCGCCCCGGACUAUCCACUACUCGGAACAAGAGUUCGCCAACAUCAGCUCGGAUGAUGCCAAGCCUAUGCUAGUGGUGCUCCAUGGCCUUUCAGGCGGCUCUCAUGAAGUUUACCUGAGACACACAAUUGCUCCUCUCCCAGCACAAGGCUGGGAGAUAUGUGUGGUGAAUUCCCGAGGCUGCGCAGGCAGCAAAAUCACCAGCGGCAUCUUGUACAAUGCACGGGCAACGUGGGAUAUCAGACAGACGGUCAAGUGGCUUCGGAAGACAUUUCCAAACCGCCCGCUGUUUGGCAUUGGCUUCUCCCUCGGUGCCAAUAUUAUAACCAAUUAUUGCGGUGAAGAGGGUUCGGAUUGCCUCUUCAAGGCUGCUAUUGCCUGCUCAAGCCCCUUCAGUCUGGAUAUUGCGAGCAAAACAAUGACAAGCACCCUUAUUGGAAAAGAAGUCUACAGCAGAGUAAUGGGCACUGCCAUGAAAGCCUUGAUUGAGAGACACAAAAAGGAGCUUAAGCAAUACACCAACUUGGAUUUCGCUGCUAUUGCAAACACCACUUACUUAUAUGAGUUUGAUCGGCAAAUCCAAUGUCCCACAUGGGGAUACCCAACCGAAACCGCUUAUUACCGCGACGCUUCUUCGGCCGACGCCAUCCUCUCAAUCAAGAUACCUUUCCUAGCGAUCUCAGCCAUAGAUGAUCCCAUUGCGGUCAAGGAAGCUAUUCCAUUCGAGGAGUUCCGUCAGAAUCCCAACACUAUUCUGCUCACCACAUCUUUGGGCGGCCACUUGUGCUGGUUUGAAACUGGAGGAUCUCGUUGGCACCCUCGUCCGGUGUGCAAUUUCCUGAACCAUAUGGCAUUCAAGGUUGAUCUCGAUAGUGUCGUGCCAAUGGAUUAUCCCGCUAGAGCGCAGGCGUUUUCGGGCUCUGAUUAUGACCCAAUGAGGCGUAAGAUGAACAUUGUGCGGAGUUAG